AUCCGGUCAUCAGACUUUCACAAUAAACCUCCCGUUCACCAAACCUUACAACCUCAGAUGUAACCAUUUGAUUCAGUCUUCAAAAUGCAAAAAAGGCUACAGGUUUUGAUAGCUAGAUAAACAAAUACCCUACUAUUUAACUAUCUACUGAUCCAGUAGUAGCAGUUUUUCACACAAAAAUUGUUGUUGAUUUUUAAUUACGCGACAAAUUUAUUUUAUUUUGAAGCCAGAGUCGUCAAGCAGACAAAAUUGUGAUUUGUGUACUUCCCCUCGGACAAAAUUAUGAAACACUACACCUCCAUCACGUGUUGAAAAGUAGUACUACACCAGUCGUCCAAAAUAACGUGAAGUCCAUAAUGUAGUGUUGUUUUUGAUUUUGGAUCUGCAGAUGUUUUUAUGGUUUGGACUUAAUCCUUCUAGUUAGACUUAAUAUAAAUUUUUAUUAUACACUUAAUCUAACUUUGUAGUGGCGAUUUGGUGCUCGGGCUCCUUUCCUGCUUCAAUAUACCAUUAAGGUCAAUCAUUUUUUUCCCAGUCUGGUGAAAUAACUUGAAUGCCCUGCACAGAGCUCCUAUUUCACCCCUGCCAAACAUCUUUUGAUGAGCUGGAACACAAGCUGUGAGCCAGGCCUUAUCACACAGCAUUAGUCCCUGACACUGAUGAUCUUGUGGCUACACUGGAGAGAGUCCCUGCAGCCAGGUUCCAAAAUAUUGUGGAAAGCCUUCCCCAAAGAGCGGAGGCUGUAACAGAACCAUAUUAAUGGUCAGAGUUGUAGAGUUAGAUGAGUGAAACAAUCUCACAUGGGUGUAAUGUCUGUGUUCUUUUGGCCAUGUAGUCUAGAUGAUUAGAUAUUGUUUUCGUUUUUUUCUAUUUAGUACCUCACUACAAAUAAGUUAUAUGAUCCAACCCUGGUGGUCACUGGUGGACAGUGUUAUUUCCUGAUAUCCAUGUAUAAAGAGGUCAGAGUCCAAUACAACCAAUGAUAUCAAGCUUCUCCCUCACAGGAGAGAGAAGAGUGCUCCUGGUUACAUAACAGUCUCACAGGAGAACACAGGCUUGAGCCCUUGUUCACAGGAUGGAUUCAUUCUUUUCUGUUAUUGGCUCCUAUGUGGAUUGGGAUAUCAGAGGUCUACUGCUCUUUGCGGCAGUUUUCCUCCUAACUGCAGAUUAUAUUAAGAACCGUCGGUCGGCCAGCUUCCCUCCGGGACCAUUUCCUUUACCUAUUGUGGGCAACAUGUUCUCUGUGAACUACAGCAGGACCCACGAGAGUCUGACACAGUUAGCAGAGACAUAUGGAGAUGUGUUCAGCCUGCGAAUGGGCCAGGUGUGGAUGGUGGUGUUAAACAGGUUUGAUGUUCUGAAAGAAGCUCUGGUAAAUCAGGGAGACAGUCUGGUUGACCGCCCAGAUUCCCCUCUGCAGCAGGAAAUAUCCCAUGGACUAGGUGUGAUUUUCAGUAAUGGGAACCUUUGGAAGCAGCAGAGACGUUUUGCACUUUCAACCCUCAGAUAUUUUGGAUUUGGCAAGAAGUCACUUGAACCUAUCAUCUUGGAUGAAUUCAGACACUGUGCAAAAGAAAUCGAUGGCUUUCAGGGUAAGCCAUUCGCUCCACACCUCAUCAUUAACAACGUUGUCAGCAACAUCAUCUGCUCCCUGGUUUUUGGUCAUCGCUUUGAAUACAGCAAUGAGAAGUUCAAGAAACUAAUGGCGUGGUUUGAGCAAUCUCUUCAGAUUGAAGCCUCUGUCUGGUCACAGCUUUACAACUCAUUCCCUCUGCUGAUGAAGUGUCUGCCAGGGCCACAUCAGACAGUAAAGCAGAUCUGGAGAGAUACAAAGGACUUUGUAAGAGCAGAACUUAAAGACCACAAAAAAAACUGGGAUGCAUCCGACCCAAGAGACUACAUCGACUGCUACCUGAGUGAGAUUGAGAAGACUAAGGGGCAGGCUGACAGUUCGUUUGAUGAAGAAAACCUGAUUAUGUGUGUCAUUGAUCUGUUCGUGGCUGGCUCUGAGACCACAUCCACCACCCUGCGCUGGGCUUUCCUCUACAUGGCAAAGUACCCUGAGAUCCAGGAAAAGGUCCAGGCUGAGAUAGACAGAAUGAUUGGACAGUCCAGACAGCUGUCCAUGGAAGAUCGUGCCAAACUGCCCUACACUGACGCUGUCCUCCACGAGAUCCAGAGGAUAGGAAACAUAGCUCCUCUUAGCCUGCCUCAUAUUACCAGCAAAGAAAUGCAGCUGGCAGGCUACACAAUCCAAAAGGGAAUAACAAUAAUUCCCAAUCUGACUUCGGUGCUGUUUGACAAGAAUGAGUGGGAGACACCCUAUACCUUCAACCCAGGACAUUUUCUGGACAAGGAGGGCAAGUUUGUAAAGCGAGCUGCUUUCAUCCCCUUCUCUGCUGGCAAGCGGCUGUGUCUCGGGGAGAACCUGGCCAAGAUGGAGCUUUUCCUCUUCUUCACGUCCUUCAUGCAGCACUUCACCUUCGCCAUGCCUGCUGGGAAGAAGCCUAUAUUGGACUUCCGCUUUGGCGUCACUUUGGCACCGAAUAAAUAUGAAAUCUGUGCAACCUCACGUUAACAGGCAUUUUUUCCCCCUCUUGCCCCCACUUAUGAUUAUGUUUCAGGGUUUAUAUAAAAAUUAAUCUUUGGUUUUAAGGAAAGACCCCAUUACAUAGGCUCCACUAGUGAUAUCUCUGUGAGGCUUCAAAACUGUGAAAAAGUUAGUUUCUUUCCACUUUUUGUUUUGUUUUGUUUAAUUGUGUGAUCUUUCCAAAUGGGAUUCAAAUUAUUGUUGUGUCAUGAUAAAAAAUUAUGAUGAUAAGAAAUUCUCAUUGCAUGAAUCCAAUAGUAAUGAAGCCUCUUGUGAAUUUCAGGCUACUGCUGUCGAACCUCCAUUAUUCCAAGAUUUCUGUUACUGUCUUUAAUAAAAGUGUGAUACAUCUCA
Dicentrarchus labrax (European seabass) is the source of this 2944-nucleotide messenger RNA. RefSeq names its product cytochrome P450 2J6-like. The transcript is spliced from 9 exons. The coding region runs from base 1076 to 2578 and encodes 500 amino acids. Gene Ontology annotation, cellular component: intracellular membrane-bounded organelle; cytoplasm. Gene Ontology annotation, biological process: xenobiotic metabolic process. Gene Ontology annotation, molecular function: iron ion binding; heme binding; oxidoreductase activity, acting on paired donors, with incorporation or reduction of molecular oxygen, reduced flavin or flavoprotein as one donor, and incorporation of one atom of oxygen. Lineage: Eukaryota; Metazoa; Chordata; Actinopteri; Moronidae. The record is from RefSeq and is a predicted model, not a curated record.